AUGCACGUCAUGCUUUGCUCUACCUCGGUCCUCCCAAUCCGCGCGAUGUGGCCCAGAGCAAUCUCAGAUCUGGCUCAGCCAGCCUGCGCUUCGCCUGAGUCGCAGAUUCGAUCAGUCCGACGGUACUCACUCCGACGCUCAGCUCAAUGCGUGACCGUUACCGCCCGUUCUCGCGCUCACCGCACCCCGCGCGCGUCCUCUCCGAGUCCGCUAUACCGCCGCGUUAUGGCCAUUGCCUCUCUCAUGCCGGCGCGCUCUUUCCUAGCCGUCCUCCCAAGCACUCAAGAGGGCGAGGGUAACUGCGUGGGGUACGCCGCGCGCGACGCGAGCGGGGAGCUGGCGCCGUGGAGAUUCAAUCGCAGGGAGGUGGGGCCCAGGGACGUGAAGAUCCGAAUCACGCACUGCGGCGUCUGCCACAGCGACGUGCACUUCACCCGCAACGACUGGGGCUAUUCCCUGUACCCCAUGGUCCCUGGGCACGAGAUCGUGGGGGUGGUGGAGGAGGUGGGAGCAGCCGUGAGCAGGGUGGCGGUGGAGCAGAGGGUGGGAGUGAUGGGAAUCAUGGGGUCGUGCGGUGAGUGCGAGGCGUGCAGGCAGCACGAGGAGCAGUUCUGCGCCAACUGCCUCUUCACCUCCAACUCUGUCGACCCUCACUCACCAUCUGGCGAGGCCACUUACGGCGGCUACUCCUCCUUCAUCGUGUGUAAUGAACACUUCGUCCUCUCCAUCCCUGCUGAGCUGGCAUCUGACGUGGCAGCGCCCCUCCUGUGCGCUGGCACCACAGUCUACUCCCCCAUGAUGCAUUACGGCGCCAACAAGCCGGGCAUGCGCCUGGGGGUGGCAGGGCUGGGCGGGCUGGGCCACGUGGCAGUGCAGAUGGGGGGGGCGUUCGGCAUGCACGUCACUGUGCUGAGCAUACAGCCGGAGCGAGAGAGAGACGCCAGGGAGCUGUUUGGGGCUGGCCGGUUCAUUCUCACCACUGAUGCGGCUGCCAUGCAGGAGGCAGUGGGCUCACUAGAUGUGAUCAUCGACACGGUGCCUGCGCAACAUGAGCUGGGACCCUUCCUUGACCUCCUCACAUUCAACGGGAAGCUGCUCGUCCUUGGCAUUCCUGUAGCCCCUUUCACCCUCCACGCAAGCCAGCUUGUAUUCGGGCGCAAGAUGGUUGCGGGUGGGUUGAUAGGAGGAAUCAAGGAGACUCAAGAGAUGCUGGAGUUUUGUGCAAAGAAUGGUGUGACGCCCAUAGUGGAAAGGCUUGAUAUCAAAGACAUCAACACGGCACACGAACGUUUGCUGAAGGGUGACGUGAGAUACCGUUUUGUUAUUGAUGUUGAGAAUAGCCUGAAGGAUGGCGAGGGUAACUGCGUGGGGUACGCGGCGCGCGACGCGAGCGGGGAGCUUUCAUCGUGGAGGUUCCAUCGUCGGGAGGUGGGGCGGAGGGACGUGAAGAUCCGCAUCACGCACUGCGGCAUCUGCCACAGCGACGUGCACCUCGCGCGGAACGAGUGGGGCAACUCCAUGUACCCCAUUGUUCCCGGCCACGAAAUCAUAGGGGUGGUGGAGGAGGUGGGAGCGGAUGUGAGCAAGGUGGCAGCGGGGCAGCGAGUGGGAGUGGGGUGCAUGGUGGGGUCGUGUGGUGAGUGCAUGGCGUGCAGGCAGCACGAGGAGCAAUCCUGCCCCAAGUGCAUUUUCACCUACAACUCCGUCGACCCGCGGUCGCCGUCUGGCGAGGCCACAUACGGCGGUUACUCCUCCUUCAUCGUUUGCGAUGAACGUUGUGUCCUCUCCAUCCCUGCUGAGCUGGCGUCUGACGUGGCAGCGCCUCUCCUGUGCGCUGGCAUCACGGUCUAUUCCCCCAUGAUGCAUUACGGCGCCAACAAGCCGGGCAUGCGCCUGGGCGUGGCAGGGCUGGGCGGGCUGGGCCACGUGGCAGUGCAGAUGGGGCGGGCGUUUGGCAUGCACGUCACUGUGCUGAGCACGUCGCAGGGCAAGGAGAGGGAGGCGAGGGAGGUGAUGGGAGCGCACAGGUUCAUUGUCACCAAAGAUGCUGAUGCCAUGAAGGCAGCAGCAGGGUCGUUGGAUGUGGUCAUUGACACGGUCUCAGCACAGCAUGAGCUGGGGCCCUACCUCGACCUCCUCACAUUCAACGGGAAGCUGCUCCUCCUCGGCAUCCCCCCAGCACCCUUCACUCUCCAUGCCAGUCAGCUUGUGUUCGGGCGUAAGAUGGUGGCAGGAAGUUUAAUUGGAGCUGCUAUUCGAAGGUCGUUCUUUCGUGUUGGUUGCAAGAACCUGCCUGUCGCCAUGGCUGCGCCAGUGGUAAUUCUUAGCGCGCAAGACGGGCCGAGAAAGCGAUUCGCGGAGAAGGCCAUGCGAGUGAUGCAGCUGCUCGACAACGACAAGCCGUGUAAUGUUGUCGAAUCAGAUCCCAGUGUUCGAAUUACCACGGGCCCGACCAGAUGGAUCCCGGUAGGCGCGCAGCCGUCGCCACGUCAGCAACUGCCGAGCCACCGGCGAGGGCCGCCGCGAUUGUCUUUGCAACUCUCCGAGGGGUACGAAAACGACGUAACGACGCCUAAUUCGCGCGGUUCUCGAACCGCAUCCUCCUCAUCGUUCAGUAGUGGCUCGAAGUCAUCCUCGGCCUCGCCGCGUUUGGCGGCUUCCCAGUCAAGCAGUAGCGCUUCGACUGGUUCCCCUCAUAACUCCUCCGCCGAGUCGCCCUACAAUCGACCCCUGGACUCGCCGUCCUAUUCGCGCGGUCCAACCCAGAUCCGCCAUGAUAUUGUCGCCGCCAAUGGCCACGUCGGCGCGAUUCGUCAUUCGGCAAGUACCUCGGCGCUCGAGCCGCCGUCGAGUGUCCGCCGGAGCAGCAGCGGCAGUGCGGCGAAACGCACGACGAAGGCAACCCGUGAGAAUUAUCUUCAAGUGCCCGAUCAACUCGGCGCGGCUCGUGCUCGUACAACGGAUACUUCUUCAUCCGACGACGCGCGAGCAGCGCCACGCGCGCGGCCCGGACUGAGAAUGAGCUCCGAGAUGGGCGGUGUCGCGGCGACGAGAAUCACAGUCCCUCAAUCCCGCCGACUGCGCCACAAUGACACGUGGCAUGGCGAUUCGCUCGAUCGCGUGGCGAUCCCGAGGGCGCGGACCGACGUCGUUCGCUCGUCGCAUCUGUCGCCGCGAGAAGCGCCGCGACUGCAGCUUCACCACGCAGCGGCAGGCCCUGGCGGCCAGCGUGGCGAGCCCGGCGGCUUCUGCGCUCCCCAUCACCCCUCGCCGCGCUCUUCUGGCGGAACCGCCGCGACUCGGGGCAUGCUGAAGAGCCGAUCGGACCCUGACCUGGCGGCUGGGGAGGCCAAUUCGGCAAAGUCGACGACGCUGACACGUGUCAUGCCCUCCGCAAUCGCCGCUGCUGUCGACACGCGGCCCGUCCUCAAGGCGCAGCCGCAGCGUCCAAGCGACAGGGCGCCGACAACGACGCUGAGCCGUCAGAUCCGGCGGCCAGCAGCUCUAGUGAUCGAUUGCGAUGCAGGGGAAUAUGCUGACGUGGCUGAACCGCCCUUAUCAGCGAAGAACCACGACGAGUCGCCCGCUAGUCAUAGCCGCCAACGACGCGAUAGGCGCAGCCCCGCUGAGCCCAGCGCCAACCACCAUAAUCAGUUCCCCGCUGGCGGGACAACCGUGGGAAGGGCGCAACGCGGAAGACGCUCCGCCGUGGCGCAAGCCUCCUCCCCCUCCUCAGCCUCGCCCCUGGACCCCGCAUCCCCUUCCGCCACCUCCCCCCGCUUCCCCUGCGCCAUCCCGUCGCCUGGUCUCAUCCCCCUGGCAACUCCCACAGCCUGUCAUCAAUCGCCACGUCAGCAGCUGGUACCAUCAGCCUCCCUGGGCGGCAGUUCCCCUGCAAUUCACCGGCAAUCAUCCAUCGCCACAGGCAUUUCGGCCGCGCAGCCUGCUACUAGGGGGCAGAGGAGGGGCAACAACAGCCAACUUGAAGGCAGUAAGAGCAGGCAGCUGAGUCGCUUCCACACGUGGGACAGCGCGCUGCUCGACAACGAGCCCACGCCGCAGAUAACACCUCCCCCAGUUCCGCCCUCCUGCCAUGAGCACCGGCAUCGAAGGGGUUUCUCCGGUCGCCAGCACGCGGAGGGCCAGUCGGAGCAGCCGUGGGCUGAAGUCGCUGAGUGGGAGCAGGCGGACUGGCGUGGCGGUGGUGGUGACAGUGGUGCACAGGCGGCAGCGACGGCGGACGCUGCAGCGUCCUGCACUGGCCCCGUGACUCAGUGGCGCUCGCACUCACUCCAGCUCCUGCAGCCUUCUCAUGCAGAGCAUUCCGUUGCACACCAUGCCAUAGAGGAUCAUCUGGUUGCGCAGCAUCCCAUACGACAAUCACACGCUCACACUCUUGACUGCCCCUCUGCGCCCUCCCUUUUGCUCCCUAACUGCCGCCUCCCCCGGCGUGCGGCGCGUGACGAGCGGACUAUGCGACAUGCACGUGGGCGGUCACAUGGCGGUGCGGGUGUGGAUGUGGAGAGGGUGGGGGAAGCGAGCAGGGCGGGAGAGAAUACACGGUGGGUGGGGGAGGAGUGUGAGGGCAUAGUGCAGGCGGCAUCGUGGAAAGAGGAGGAGGGUGAGAAGGAGACCGUGGGGGCAUUAAGAGGGUGGGAGAGGGAUGUAGAGCAGCCUGGUGAGGAGUGUGGAUGGGUUAAGAGGAAUGGUCCAAAACAGACCCAAGCGCCGCAUGCUGCCUUGGUUCCAGUCCUUAGAGAUGGGCCACUCUGGUACCAGAACCGCGAGGCAGACUCGUUACGGCAUUCCCCUGCUGUCAGUGAUUCUUUGGAGGGCAGCAAGCAACAAGCUAAGCCAGUGGGGAGACAUGAUGGCCGGAGAUUUACUGGGGAUGCUGGUGCAGAGGGGGAGAGGGGAUGUGAAAGCACGGGAAGUUCCAAGAGCAGGGAGAAGCCCAAAAGCAAGCUGCAGAGAUCGCUGAGUGACGACGACGAGGAGGAGGAGCAAGCAAAGGCUGUUGUGAGGCCAAGCCGUGGUGACAGUGGCAGACGAAAGCAGCAGGGGAAGAAGGUUGCUUCACUGAGAUCGUCCAGGCGCUGA
Messenger RNA from Closterium sp. Yama58-4, 5100 nucleotides. The record is from the annotation of a GenBank genome assembly. Lineage: Eukaryota; Viridiplantae; Streptophyta; Zygnematophyceae; Desmidiales; Closteriaceae.